CCUUGAAAAAAAAAAAACCAGUAAUGGCAUUGAAAUCUCCGUCACCUACAGUCUGUGACAUCGUAAAUCUCGCCCCCUUCUCGUUGUAUAUGGUACUUGCACGCUGCAUUACACUCUAGACUCACCAGAACCCACCAACUUCGCAAACCUCUCCCCUCUCUCAACAAUGGCAACAACUGCUUUUGCUAAUUCACUGUUGCCUUCUGUUUUGUCGUCUUCAUCUCUCAGUUCUGAUUCUACGUUUUCGGAUCGUCCGACCAAUGUCUUCUUCUGUCCCUCUCGAAUUUCUGCGUCCCUUUCCAGCAGAUCUCAUUUUGCUUCGUCUCGUUUGAAGAAGAGCAGUUCGCGUCCUUUCACUGCCUACUGUUCUCUUGAUGCUGCAAAGGAUCCUGAAGAAGAAAAACCAAUUGAAUUAAGGUAUGGGGCAUACCCUAAAGUGAUGGAUAUCAACAAGAUUCGCGAUAUUUUGCCCCACCGGUUUCCUUUUCUUUUGGUGGAUAGAGUGAUAGAGUACAAUGCUGGAGUUUCUGCUGUUGCUAUUAAGAAUGUGACAAUAAAUGAUAAUUUUUUCCCUGGGCAUUUUCCUGAGAGGCCAAUCAUGCCUGGGGUUCUCAUGGUUGAGGCAAUGGCACAGGUUGGUGGAAUAGUAAUGCUGCAACCAGAAGUAGGAGGCUCGCGUGAGAACUUCUUCUUUGCAGGAGUCGACAAAGUAAGAUUCCGGAAACCAGUGAUCGCUGGUGACACCUUAGUUAUGAGAAUGACCCUUGUGAAGCUGCAGAAACGCUUCGGAAUAGCAAAAAUGGAGGGCAAAGCUUAUGUUGGGGGUGAUGUGGUCUGUGAAGGCGAGUUUUUGAUGGCUAUGGGGAGUGAAUAAUUUUUCCAUACCAGCAGUGGUUCUACCCGGCCUAUCGAGCUGUUGCAGUUACUUGAUGUUCUUGGACGGCUGUCACUUUUCUAUUUAAUUUUUAAUUUAGUUGGAUCAAACAGUUCAAUUGACACUACUGAGACUUGAACAGGUGUUCCUCAUCUUCAGAAAAAAAAACCAUGUCAAUUGCAAACC
This is a messenger RNA of Tripterygium wilfordii, 1060 nucleotides long. RefSeq names its product 3-hydroxyacyl-[acyl-carrier-protein] dehydratase FabZ-like. The transcript has 4 exons. The record is from RefSeq and is a predicted model, not a curated record. Gene Ontology annotation, biological process: fatty acid biosynthetic process. NCBI's taxonomy places the organism in Eukaryota, Viridiplantae, Streptophyta, Magnoliopsida, Celastrales, Celastraceae. Gene Ontology annotation, molecular function: hydro-lyase activity. Bases 167 to 874 code for a protein of 235 amino acids.